Messenger RNA from Lagopus leucura (white-tailed ptarmigan), 1872 nucleotides. RefSeq names its product zinc finger protein ZIC 4-like. Bases 1 to 1872 code for a protein of 623 amino acids. The record is from RefSeq and is a predicted model, not a curated record. Gene Ontology annotation, molecular function: DNA-binding transcription factor activity, RNA polymerase II-specific; RNA polymerase II cis-regulatory region sequence-specific DNA binding. Gene Ontology annotation, cellular component: nucleus. Lineage: Eukaryota; Metazoa; Chordata; Aves; Galliformes; Phasianidae. Gene Ontology annotation, biological process: central nervous system development; regulation of transcription by RNA polymerase II. The transcript is spliced from 5 exons.
AUGGACCCCGCUGCUCUUUGCGGGCGGAACGCGGCGCUGAGAUUCGUUGACCCGGGGGGAUCUCUACGUCCCCAUCUCCGCCACCCCCCGCAGUCCGUGCCACGCUGCCCGGGCCUCGCCGCGCACCCCCCCGCCGCCGGGUCCCGCCUCGGCGGGCCGCACCAACACAUGGGGCACCGCCACCAUCCUCAUCUUCCUCCUCAGCAUCACCUCGCAUCCCUAAAGCUCGGCCCUGCCCCUCAGCCCCACCGCCCGCGCCCGGCGGGCUCGGCCCAGCCGCUCUCCGGUCACACAGAAGCGUUCGGCCCGGCGGCGGUCCCCUGCCCCGUGUCCCAUACAGCUGCGGUCAGGGACUCGGCCAUGCCCGGGCUGAGCGAGCAGCACCCCGCUGCCCGAUCUCACCACGGACUGUUUGUCUCGACAACAGGUAGCUGCCCCGGACACCGCGGGCACCACCGCCCCUCGGAAGCCGGGAAUCCCGCGCUGUUCGCUGGACUCCAUGAGCAGCCGCCCCGUGCAGCUCCAGGUGGCCAUCUAAACGGACAGAUAAGGCUGGGGUUACCUGGAGAAAUGUACGCCAAAGCUGAACAUUUCACUCCAGUGCCAGCCUCCAGGACAGAGCCUUUUGCUGCUUCUUCGCUUCAUAGCUACGGUGGCAUGAACCUGAACGUGAACCUGGCUCCGCACCACGGCCCGGGGGCCUUCUUCCGCUACAUGCGGCAGCCCAUCAAACAGGAACUCAUCUGUAAGUGGAUUGAGUUGGAGCAGACUCCCAAAAAAUUAUGCUCGAAAACUUUCAGCACGAUGCACGAGCUGGUGACUCAUGUCACCGUGGAGCACGUUGGAGGACCCGAGCAGUCCAAUCACAUAUGUUUCUGGGAAGAGUGCCCGCGAGAAGGGAAACCUUUCAAGGCCAAAUACAAACUCGUAAAUCACAUCCGAGUCCACACAGGUGAAAAACCUUUCCCCUGCCCUUUCCCAGGCUGUGGCAAAGUGUUUGCCAGAUCAGAGAAUCUCAAAAUACACAAAAGAACUCACACAGGGGAGAAGCCGUUCAAAUGUGAAUUCGAGGGCUGCGACAGACGCUUCGCCAACAGCAGCGACAGGAAGAAGCACUCGCACGUCCACACCAGCGACAAACCCUACAACUGCAAAGUGAGAGGCUGCGACAAGUCCUACACCCACCCCAGCUCCCUGAGAAAACACAUGAAAGUGCACUGCAAAUCCCCUCCUCCCAGCUCCGGCUACGAGUCCUCCACGCCCUCCUUGGUGUCCCCCUCCUCGGACUCCGGCCGGGACCCCCCCGCCUCGUGUUCCCACGCCGAGCCCUCCGCGCCCGCGCCGCCCGCCGCCAACCUGAGCGAAUGGUACGUGUAUGUCUGCCCCGUUGCUCUCAAGCUUAAUACACUCAAUCUGCCCCUCGCUACGGACAUGCUUCUUCCACCCAAGGCCCUUCUGCGGGGCUGGGCUCCGCCGGGCUUCACCCUCGACCCGAGCGGGCUCCGCUCCCCUCAUCCCCCAAAAGGGGCAGCUCCGGGCUCUGCCCGCGCUCCCCUCACCCCCAUCCCCCCGGUAGGACGGGGAAGAACCCCUCUGGCGACCGCCCCACGGAGGGGCUGCGCCGGGGAUGUCACCGCGACCCGCGGCUCCGCUCAGGGCUCGGCUCGAGGGACCCCCCCGCAGCCCCCGGGGGCGGGGAACUUGACACCCGCACGGCCGGGGCCAUGGGCGCUGGGCCAUGGGCCCGGGAAAAUAACUUUGGGGGCCCAGAGGGUGCGGAAAAUACCAAACUACCGAAUCCUGUGUAUAGACAUACAUCUGGAUCUACGUGGCUGCGUCUGUGUGAAACUGUCUGCCUACAGAUGUCCGUAG